CCGCAUAUAUGGGUUGUCUAAGGGACUUUCGCACGGACCAACUUCCUUUCGCUUCGACAUCUUGACGGGAAAACAUGCCUCCCAAGCAAGACAAGAAAAAGGACGCCGGGAAGUCCAAGAAGGACAAGGACCCAGUCAACAAAUCUGGCGGCAAAGCCAAGAAGAAGAAGUGGUCCAAGGGAAAGGUGCGGGACAAGCUGAACAACCUGGUCCUCUUUGACAAGGCCACCUAUGACAAGCUGUACAAGGAAGUGCCCAACUACAAACUCAUCACCCCUGCUGUCGUGUCAGAGAGGUUGAAGAUCCGUGGCUCCCUGGCUAGGAAUGCCUUGCAGGAACUGCUGGCUAAAGGCAUGAUCAAGCUGGUGUCCAAGCACAGAGCACAGCUCAUCUACACACGCAACACCAAGGGGGGGGAUGAGGAGGCAGCAGCAGCAGAGAAAGCAUAAUCAGGUUCUGCUGUUUCCUUAUUGAGAUGUGUUUCAUGAUCGUAAAUAAAACGUAAAACCACAAA
This is a messenger RNA of Dunckerocampus dactyliophorus (ringed pipefish), 514 nucleotides long. It is a transcript of the gene rps25, whose product is annotated as ribosomal protein S25. Gene Ontology annotation, molecular function: structural constituent of ribosome. Lineage: Eukaryota; Metazoa; Chordata; Actinopteri; Syngnathiformes; Syngnathidae. The transcript is spliced from 5 exons. Gene Ontology annotation, cellular component: cytosolic small ribosomal subunit. The record is from RefSeq and is a predicted model, not a curated record. Bases 75 to 449 code for a protein of 124 amino acids.